AUGGAUCCGUGGUCGUACGGCUACUCACGUCAGGGAUCGCAGGCCUACGAGAAUGCCCCCUCGAAGGGAGCACAACUGCUCGUCUACCCCUCCCUCGCCAACCCACCAGCCACACCUCUCGUCACCCACCACAAACACGUCAAACUCUCCACUCGUUUCAAACGCCUCCUCAUCGUGGCCACUGCGCUGCCGUUGUUCGCUCUCAUCCUCGUCGUCUGCAGCACCCUCUCGCCACAGUGGGAGCGUCUGGAGUUCGCCUUCGACCGUCUCAUCCAACGCGCCUGCUCGCGGCACACCAAGACCACCUGGCGACUCGCACACGUGAUAUUGGAGGAGGUGGAUGUGGAUGCGCAGGUGGAGGUGGAGGUGGAGGGACAGGGGCAGGGGCAGGGCCAAAGGCAG
Molecule: messenger RNA, 402 nt
Organism: Hydatigera taeniaeformis
Lineage: Eukaryota; Metazoa; Platyhelminthes; Cestoda; Cyclophyllidea; Taeniidae
Source: the annotation of a GenBank genome assembly